AUGGAAGUGACGGUUCGAAUCAACCAGGUGUGGAUAAAGGAUGUACAGAGAUUCCUGCUGCGCUGUAGAGUCCAGGCGGCGGGCUCUGGAGAGGCACACGAGGGCUCCGUAUCAAUCGGUCAGCAGCCAGCAUCCAAACACGAGUUCUCUUUCACCUUCGCCUCGAGACCCCCACAGCUCUCCUCCCUCUUCGUGGCCACGUCCCCGAGGCACGAGUCCACGCAGUCACGCACGGAGAAAGAGCUGGGGAGAAACGCUGGGACUCUAAACACGGCCGAGUCGGGCUUGGAGCGCACUCGAACGCUGUUGCUCUCUCAGAGGGUACCGGAUACGAACGUGGAGAGAUUCGCGGGGAAAGUGACCUACGCCGUCCAGCUAAGGGACACCGGCGCCGCUAACAUCGCCUCGCUUCUCUCUGACGAGGCCAAGAGAGCGUGCGGACAUGUUCUGCCAUCUGAAUCUCCGUUUGUUAGCGUCGUGUUCCACUUUGCCUGCGCUGGAGCCGAUCCGACAAGAGAGCUGGUCGGAGUGGCGAGAAUUGGAGACAGAAGCGACGUCAGUGUCAGCACACUGCUGCAGGAGAGCCCCCCACAGCUUGACUAUAUCCCUAUUCUGAAGCCAGUCCGACUCUUCUGUCAGGAGUUCGACUGUCUCGAGCUUCACAUUGCUGAUUCCAAGAGUGGAGCUGUCCAGUUCAGCUCUUCUCGUGCACUCAGUAGAAUAACUCCCUUGAAACCCACCCACCUCAACUACGACAAUCAAAGCAGAGGAGGUAAAUGUGUGAGCAGUGAUACUCAGUCGGAUACUAGGGUACCGAGUGUGUCCAUCUCUGUCCUGUACACACCAUCAACCUCGCAGUACACCAGGUUUCAAGGAUUGGAGGUGGCUGUGUGUAACGUGAACCUUACCAGACACGUGGGCCAGUGUAGGGAUGUGGUGAUAGGGGUGCAGUUGGUUCAGGGCAAUAGCAAAGGAAAAACUCCUACACUUAGUGGGCACUCAACUCUCCCUCCAUUUCAUCCCCCUAGAAAGAAGAGUGGAGCUUCUGUUACCCCUGACUCAGGCCCAGACUACCACCUCUCUUUUCUCCAGUACCACCGAAAAGAACUAAACCAAGACUCUGUGGUAAAAUCGUACCACUUCUUCCAGCAUCCUCUCCAGAAACCAGAAGGCUUUUACUUGCUCUUCCACGUCUAUGGCUCCUCUGGGGCCCAGCUGUGGUGGAACACUGACAAUCACACAGUGGCAAAGCUGGAAAUCACCGAAGAUACUCUAACAAUUCUACAGACAGGAGAGCUCCCGUUACUCCACUGGUCAGCCGGUGAUAACGACUCAUCCCAACCCUGCUCUGUGUCUGGCGUCCUACAUUGGAAGUCGAGAAAAACUAAGUUUCUGACGGAGUCUUCUAUCAGAGAAGUCUUAGCCAAGCCAGCUCAUGUCACUUCAGCUCCUGACGUAAAUCGACAUGAAGCCAGUAGCCAGUCUAUUCCUCACCAUGCUGAAGCCCACAGAGCACCCAAUCCUGGUAAAGAGGUGCAACUGCAUGACUCUAUGCAGCAAGAGUCACCUGAAGAGAGUAAUACUGGAGACAAGGAUGUCGUGAAACAUCUAACAGAGUUUGAAACCAGCCUUCGUCAGAUGGCUGAGGUUUCCGCAGCCUGCGCAGGGAGAACCGGCGUCUACAGAGCGACAACGAGCAGCUGGUGCAGGAGAUGGCUGCACUCAGGUCCCAAGCUGGCACCUCUGGCUCUCUAA
Geodia barretti is the source of this 1755-nucleotide messenger RNA. The record is from the annotation of a GenBank genome assembly. Lineage: Eukaryota; Metazoa; Porifera; Demospongiae; Tetractinellida; Geodiidae.